This is a messenger RNA of Microtus oregoni (creeping vole), 577 nucleotides long. It is a transcript of the gene Spata19, whose product is annotated as spermatogenesis associated 19. Bases 1 to 465 code for a protein of 154 amino acids. The record is from RefSeq and is a predicted model, not a curated record. The transcript has 7 exons. NCBI's taxonomy places the organism in Eukaryota, Metazoa, Chordata, Mammalia, Rodentia, Cricetidae.
AUGAUCAUUACAACAUGGAUUGUGUACAUCUUUACCCGGAAAAGUGUAGGGCUACCCUUCCCACCAAAGGCAAACUCAGACAUUGAAGUUGUGGAAAGUGAAGCUGUAUCCGUAGUGCAGCAUUGGUUGAACAAAACAGAAGAGGAGGCUUCUCGGAACAUAAAGGAGAAGAUGUCUUCCAACAUCCCUCCCACUCACGGACACGACAUACAUGUGACCAGAGAUUUGGUGAAGCACCAACUCUCCAAGUCUGAUAUGUUAGCAGACCCUAAUCAGGAAGUCCUGGAGGAGAGAACGAGGAUCCAGUUUAUAAGAUGGAGCCACACCCGUAUCUUCCAAGUGCCAAGCGAAAUGAUAGAAGAUGUCAUGCAGGAUCGCAUAGAUCAAGUGAGACAAAGCAUAUCUCACCUCAGGUGUGACUCAUCUGAUGACCCAAGCUUCAAAGUGUCUUGCUCAGAAUGCUAAGGUUGAAGGCCGCCCAAGUCCAUUAACAGCCCGUGUCCAAAGAUGUCCACCUCAUGUUUGACCUGAAGAGUGACCAGACUUGAGCAGAAAGACUAUAGAGGUUGAGCCCGUG